UGGUUACUUAGAAAGCGCGCACAUUUUCCAAAAUGGCCGACGCACCCAACGAAUUUCAACUGGAACAACCACCUUCUGAUGGAAUUUCGUCCGUCAAAUUCAGCCCUAAUCCAGCUUCGUUUUUAGUGGUGUCAUCAUGGGAUACAACAGUCAGACUUUAUGAUGUCCACAACAACAACAUGCGUCUUAAAUAUAAUCACCCAAACGCGGUGCUAGACUGUUGUUUCCAAGAUAGUGUGCAUACUUACAGUGGAGGACUUGACAAUACUCUGAAAGUUGUUGAUUUAAACACUUCAGCUGAACAAGUUGUAGGAAUGCAUGAUGAUGCAAUUAAAUGCGUGGAACACUGCUCAACUCCUGGUUUAAUUGCAACUGGUAGCUGGGACAAGUUUGUGAAACUUUGGGACCCAAGAACAAAUCAGUGCACUGGAUCAUAUGAACAACCAGAAAAGGUUUACACAAUGGCUUCAUCUGACGAGCGUCUUGUCGUUGGCACAGCUGGAAGGCGAGUUAUGGUAUGGGAUCUUAGGAACAUGACAUAUGUACAACAAAGAAGGGAAUCUAGUCUAAAGUAUCAAACAAGAUGUAUCCGCACUUUCCCAAACAAGCAAGGGUAUGUGUUGAGCUCCAUUGAGGGCAGAGUAGCUGUGGAAUACUUUGACCCAAGCCCAGACGUUCAGAAAAAGAAAUAUGCCUUUAAGUGCCACCGCAUCAAAGAAGAAGGAAUGGAAAAUAUAUAUCCUGUUAAUGCUAUAUCAUUCCAUAAUGUACACAACACAUUUGCUACAGGUGGUUCCGAUGGUUUUGUAAAUAUUUGGGAUGGCUUCAAUAAAAAGCGACUUUGCCAGUUUCAUCGUUAUCCAACCAGCAUUUCAUCAUUAAGCUUCAGUAAUGAUGGCAGCCUGCUGGCCAUAGCUGUUUCAUACAUGUAUGAAGAAGAUGAGAAGGAACAUCCAGAAGAUGCCAUUUACAUCCGACGAGUUUCCGAUGCAGAAACAAAACCAAAGUAAAUCCAGUAAGAAAAGGAUGUUAGGGGGGAAAUCAGCAGACUUUGAUAUCUACUGGCCAUUAUUCAUGGCAUGAUGGCAUCAACUCAUUUCAAUUUUGGUUGUAAACUCAGUCAUGCCUGAAGGACAUUACUGCUUUAAUGUACAAAGUAUCCUCAACAAGGUUAUUGUUAUCUUUAUUUCACAUUCCACCCGCAAUGAGACCUCAAGCCCUUUUAUACUCAAAGUCAACAAAUUUAUUCCCCAUAGCUUUGUUUGACCUGUUGAAAUACUUGAAGUAACUUUCCAAUUAUGACCAAAUUUUCCUGUGAUUAGAUCAAAUAUGUCAGGGAAAUUAUUUAGUGCAACAACCUUUUCAGUCUCAAAAUUAGAAAGCUACAUCUUGUUCUUGGUGACUCGACAUUCCUUUGUACCUUUGUGACAUCUUGAGAUAGCUGUCUUUAGCAUAUGCUUGUAUUAUUAUUAUUACAUAAUAAAUAGUAUUAUUGAUGUUUA
This is a messenger RNA of Stylophora pistillata, 1502 nucleotides long. Its product is annotated as mitotic checkpoint protein BUB3. The record is from RefSeq and is a predicted model, not a curated record. Lineage: Eukaryota; Metazoa; Cnidaria; Anthozoa; Scleractinia; Pocilloporidae. Gene Ontology annotation, molecular function: protein binding.